This is a messenger RNA of Colletotrichum karsti, 1197 nucleotides long. RefSeq lists its product as uncharacterized. Gene Ontology annotation, cellular component: actin cortical patch; mating projection tip; plasma membrane. Gene Ontology annotation, biological process: endosomal transport; actin cortical patch assembly; endocytosis. Bases 1 to 1197 code for a protein of 398 amino acids. The transcript is spliced from 3 exons. The record is from RefSeq and is a predicted model, not a curated record. NCBI's taxonomy places the organism in Eukaryota, Fungi, Ascomycota, Sordariomycetes, Glomerellales, Glomerellaceae. Gene Ontology annotation, molecular function: calcium ion binding; protein binding.
AUGGCUCCUCCUCGUAUCGAAGCGCAAGAGAUUGAAACGUACUGGAAUAUCUUCUCGGCCCGGACGGGCGGGUCGCAGUUCCUGACGGGAGAGCAGGCCGCGCCGGUGCUCAAGAACAGCGGCCUGACGGAUAACCAGCUCGAGCGGGUGUGGGAUCUCGCCGAUGUGGACAACGAUGGCAACCUCGACUUUGAGGAGUUUUGCGUCGCGAUGAGAGUCAUUUUCGACAUUCUGAACGGGGAAUACGCAGACGUCCCCACGACACUGCCCGAUUGGCUCGUGCCCGAGUCCAAAGCACACCUCGUCCAGGCGAAUCGCGCACUCACGGGGAAGCAAGUGGCAUUUGAACAGGUCGAGGAAGAUCCAGACUCCCCAGGCUUGAAGGACGGCUUCGACUGGUACAUGACCCCCCAGGACAAGUCCAAAUACGAGUCGAUAUACCAGGAGAACCGCGAUGCGCGGGGAGAAGUCGCAUUCUCCGCCCUAGAAGACCUUUACGAGUCCCUCGACGUUCCCGACACCGACAUCCGUUCCGCCUGGAACCUCAUCAACCCAUCAGCCGGCCCCUCCAUCAACAAGGACGCCUGCCUCGCCUUCCUCCACAUCCUCAACAACCGCCACGAGGGCUUCCGCAUCCCCCGCACCGUACCCGCCUCGCUCCGCGCCUCGUUCGAGCGUAACAAGAUCGACUACCAGCUCGACAACAACACCCCGGCCGACUCCCGCUGGGCCACAAAGGCCGACGAGUCCACCGCGACGGGCCGCAAGGCCAAGUUCGGCGACCAGUACCUCACCCGCCUGGGCCGCAGCGGCUUCAAGUCCAGCGGCACCGACUUCUCCACCUCCAAGACGGACGACUGGGAGGAGGUCCGCCUCAAGAAGCAGCUGCAGGAGCUCGACGACAAGGUCGCGCGCAUCGAGGCCGACGUCGAGCGCAAGAAGGGCGGCAAGCGCGACUCCAAGCCCGCCCUCGUCAAGCGCGAGCUCGAGCAGCUGCUCGACUACAAGCGCAAAGAGCUGAGGGAGCUCGAGGAGGGCUCCGGCAAGGCUAAGGGCGGCGCCAGCCUCAAGAGCGUGUCCGAGGACCUGCAGACGGUGAGGGAGCAGGUCGAGGGUCUCGAGUCGCACCUGUCGUCGCGGCAGCAGGUGCUAGAGCAGCUGCGGAGGGAGAUUGAGGACGAGAAGCUCAGCAGAUGA